Molecule: messenger RNA, 3342 nt
Organism: Seriola dumerili (greater amberjack)
Lineage: Eukaryota; Metazoa; Chordata; Actinopteri; Carangiformes; Carangidae
Gene: chrnb2
Product: cholinergic receptor nicotinic beta 2 subunit
Exons: 6
Coding region: 257-1897 (546 amino acids)
Biological process (GO): nervous system process; signal transduction; regulation of membrane potential
Cellular component (GO): synapse; neuron projection; postsynaptic membrane
Molecular function (GO): transmembrane signaling receptor activity; acetylcholine-gated monoatomic cation-selective channel activity
Source: RefSeq, a predicted model, not a curated record
AGCACGGACAGCCAGCACCGCACGACCCAGCGCAGAGCUUACCUGGCCCCGCCGAGAUCCUAUUUAUAUUUUCCACCUAAUCGGGCUGAAGAAGUGCGGACCGACGGAGAGCCCUGACGUCACCAUGCCAGGUAGAGAGUGAAGGGAGGUCUGGGUCGUGAGGAGGAGGGGGAGUAACACUGCGGGUGAGCUUGAGGGGUGGCCUCUCCAUCCCGGUGAACACCUUUCGGGGCUCGGAGCGCGCUCGGACGCACGUAUGAUGAUGGACGGCUGGCCGCCGCUGCUGCUGCUGGCUCUCCUCGCCAUUGCGGGAGGCGGCCUCGGGGCAGACACAGAGGAGCGGCUGGUGGAGCAUCUCCUAAACCCAGCCCACUACAACAAACUGAUCCGUCCUGCGACUAAUGGCUCCGAGCUGGUUACUGUGCAGCUGAUGGUGUCGUUGGCCCAACUCAUCAGUGUGCAUGAAAGAGAGCAGGUGAUGACCACUAACGUCUGGCUAACACAGGAGUGGCAGGACUAUCGUCUGACUUGGGUCCCUGAGGAGUUUGAUGGAAUGAUGAAGGUCAGGCUGCCCUCAAAACACAUCUGGCUGCCUGACGUGGUGCUCUACAACAAUGCCGAUGGGGUGUACGAGGUGUCGUUCUACUCUAAUGCGGUGGUCUCCUACGAUGGCAGCAUCUUCUGGUUGCCACCGGCCAUCUACAAGUCAGCCUGUAAGAUCGAGGUCAAGCACUUCCCCUUUGACCAGCAGAACUGCACGCUGCGCUUCCGCUCCUGGACCUACGACCGCACCGAGAUCGAUCUGGUGCUCCGUGCGGACGUGGCCAGUAUGGAUGACUUCACGCCCAGCGGGGAGUGGGACAUCAUCGCCCUGCCAGGCAGGCGAAACGAAAACCCAGCUGACCCCACCUACGUGGACAUAACGUAUGACUUUAUCAUCCGCCGGAAGCCUCUUUUCUACACCAUCAAUCUUAUCAUCCCGUGUGUCCUCAUCACCUCGCUGGCCAUCCUGGUCUUCUACCUGCCCUCAGACUGCGGAGAGAAGAUGACGCUCUGCAUCUCAGUGCUCCUGGCCCUCACUGUGUUCCUGCUGCUGAUCUCCAAGAUUGUACCACCCACUUCACUGGACGUCCCUCUGGUGGGGAAGUACCUGAUGUUCACUAUGGUCCUAGUCACCUUCUCUAUCGUCACCAGUGUGUGUGUGCUCAACGUGCACCACCGCUCGCCCACCACACACACUAUGCCCCCUUGGGUUAAACUGGUGUUCCUCAACAAGCUCCCUGCCCUGCUCUUUAUGCGCCAGCCUAGGAACAGCUGCGAGCGCCAGCGGCUGCGCCAAAGAAGGAGGGCCCAGGAGCAGAAAGAGGGUGGGCGCAGCGGGGAAGCAGGGGCCUUGAUGGUGGGUCUCGGGCUGGGUGGCGCUGGCGGGAACGGAGGGGGAACCUCCACAGGGGUUUUCGGCAAAGAGGACAGUGACCCUUGUACCUGCUAUGUGAACCGAGCAUCUGUUAAACAGUUUGGAGGGGAUCUGGGAGGUGCAGGAGGUGGAUCCAUGGAUGGUCUGAACAGGGUGAGGGAGGGCCGGGAAGGGGGCUCAGGAAACCUGCCAAGGGGGCAGCAAGCAGCGGGAGGUCCUGCUCUGACUCAGGCUCUGCUGGCUCAAGCCUGUCCGGGCUUCGAGGAGGCUGUGGAAGGAGUACGCUUCAUCGCCAACCACAUGAAGAGUGAGGAUGAUGAUCAAAGCGUGAGCGAGGACUGGAAGUAUGUUGCCAUGGUGAUCGACCGCCUCUUCCUGUGGAUCUUUGUGUUUGUGUGCGUGUUCGGCACGAUGGGCAUGUUCCUGCAGCCACUCUUUCAGAAUUACACAGCCAAGACCAUCACCAGCUCGCCAGGCUGACCGUCCCCUCCCCCGGCCACGAACACGCUGACAGACAGCUCCCCCUCGACCAAACAGCACAGCAGGACAAGAGCCAGAGUUUGGGAGGGGGGGGGGCGGGUCUGGGUUUUAUUGUGUCUAUGGAACUGGAACCAGAACUGGAACUGAUCAGCAAUCACACCCAUUACCUUUCUAGUAACGUUUUUUGCAACGAACAACUGUUUUUCUUGUAUGAAGAAAAAGGAAAACACCAUCAUACUCUUACCUGCGUUUUUUUGUCCAGAUAUUUAAAGGACUGACCUCCCCUUUCUGGUGGAAACGACCCUCCCUGUUCUCCUCUUCAGCCAGUCAGGGAACGAGGAUGCUAUGAUUUACUCCUUGUCGAACCUUACGCCAGCCAAUCGACUCCUCUCCGCCUGCCGCUGACUGCUUAAUUGACACAUGACAUGCCCGCCUUCAACUAUGACAUUACUCAUUCACAAUAUUGACUGAUGUCAGUCAGAGGUAAUCAGAAAGGGAAGGGAGGUUCAUGUCAAGGUUCUUAUACAUUCAUUUUAGUUUUUUUCAGAAAACCACCACAUCAGUGAACUGAUUCAGUAUAUUUUAUCAUAGCAUAGCAGCUUACCACAGUAUAGCAUUGAGUAUAUAUUAUUAAGAUUUCUCUGUGUUAGCUCAUGCAAGGGUCUGUUGCUGAUAGAGAGGCUACGGUGUGUUGUAUGAUUGUCUAGAUUUAACAAGAAUGUGAUAUAAACUGUACUACACAGCCUGUGACGCGCACACUAACACAAUAUGUGUACAAGCAACAGAUUGUGAAGGAAAAUACAUAGAGGGUAUACUUAUAGUAAAGAAAGAGCCAGGACGCAUUGUUAGAUGAAAGUCAAAGGGGGAAAGUAAUAGAUUAUGCAUGGACAGUUUUUUGCUUUGAGAGUCGUGCACAGUAGGUAGAGAACAGCAGCAGCCUGCUGUGCCAGAGUGCACAGCUGCAGUGAGAUGAGCUGAGCUCCUGAGAAAAUGAGGAAUCUGAGCCAAGAUGGUGGAUAGGACUUCCUGUUUGAUGGUCAGUGGAAUAUGAUUCCUCCAAGGCAGAGUAUUCAGAGAUCAGUGUUGGAAAAAGUUACAUGUAAAUCGAAAUAUAUUGGUGGAAGAAUGGGGAUUUUAAUAUGGAAAUGAAGCUAUUAUGUGUAUUGAUAUGUAAUUUCACAACUGCUUAUUUUCUGUCAUUGCUGUGAUUAUCAGAUCAGAGUAUGACAGUGUCUCACCUCCUCUCCUCUCCUCUCCUCUCCUCUCCUCUCCAGCGUACCUAUUUCUGCAGUGGAUUCUGUUCAUGUAUGUAAUGUUAAGAGCAUAUGUAUACAUGUGAGCGUGCCCCAUACCCUAAUCCAUUAUCACAUCUGUCAGAUACAAUGUUCAGGAGAGCAUACUCUGUGUGUGUGUGUGUGUGUGUGUGUGUGUGUGUGUGUGUGUGU